AUACACAGCUACCAACUCCAUCAUAGUCCAUCGCCGACCUUGACCUUCACUAACGAGAGGCCAUCGUCAGCCUUUUACCACUUCAACCUUGACCCUAUACAGGGCUUUCCUUAUCAUCCUCUCACCUUUUGAAUCUACCAAAUCCAUAUAAAUCUGCCCAUCAUGUCGCAACACGCCUUGUCCGACCAGCAGGUCAACAAUGAGCUCAGCAAGAUGACGGCGUUCAUCAAGCAAGAGGCCAUGGAGAAGGCCCGCGAGAUCGAGAUCAAGGCCAAUGAGGAGUUCGAGAUCGAGAAGUCCAAGCUCGUCCGCCAGGAGACAGACGCCAUCGAUAGCCAGUACGAGAAGAAGUUCAAGCAGGCCACCAUGUCCCAGCAGAUCACCCGCUCAACCGUUGCCAACAAGACGCGACUCAAGGUCCUCGGCGCCCGCCAGGAGCUGCUCGACAACAUAUUCGAGGAGGCCCAGAAGAAGCUCGCUGAGGGUGCCAAGGAUAAGGGCAAGUACCAAAAGGCCCUCAAGGGUCUCCUGCUCGAGGGUUUCUACGCUCUGAACGAGCCUGAGCUCCAGGUCCGCGCGCGCAAGAAGGAUUACGAUGUUGUCAAGAAGGCCAUCGAGGAGGCUGCCAAGGAGUUCAAGAAGGAGCUUGGAAAAGAUAUUACGGCAAAGAUUCAAGAGGACGAUCCUCUCCCCGAGGGAAUUGCUGGCGGUGUGGUUGUUAUCAGUGGAAAUGGAAAGAUUGACAUCGAUAACACUUUUGAGGCGAGAUUGCGACUCUUGGAAGAGUCUGCUGCUCCUGCAGUACGAGAGGCUCUAUUCGGCAAGAAUCCUAACCGCAAGUUCUUCGACUAAACCCCCUUUGGCCACCAUAAAUAUCUCUAUAUGGGAGCCUCUACAUACCGUUUCCAUGAGUGCACGACUGGGGAGGCUCUUCAACCAUUCGCGACCCGCAUUGUUCAUCAGUCUGCGCUUGUAGUUUAGAUGCUGUGUAUUGUGUUUGACUCUUUUGUCUGAUUUGGGACUUGGCCCGCGGUAGAAUUGAUUACACGUUCAAAUACUCGCGGCAUACAACAGUACCUAGUGA
Fusarium oxysporum Fo47 is the source of this 1084-nucleotide messenger RNA. Its product is annotated as H(+)-transporting V1 sector ATPase subunit E. NCBI's taxonomy places the organism in Eukaryota, Fungi, Ascomycota, Sordariomycetes, Hypocreales, Nectriaceae. The transcript is spliced from 3 exons. The record is from RefSeq and is a predicted model, not a curated record. Gene Ontology annotation, cellular component: proton-transporting two-sector ATPase complex, catalytic domain. Bases 163 to 852 code for a protein of 229 amino acids. Gene Ontology annotation, biological process: proton transmembrane transport. Gene Ontology annotation, molecular function: proton-transporting ATPase activity, rotational mechanism.